Messenger RNA from Stegodyphus dumicola, 1818 nucleotides. Its product is annotated as disintegrin and metalloproteinase domain-containing protein 10-like. The record is from RefSeq and is a predicted model, not a curated record. Gene Ontology annotation, cellular component: plasma membrane. Gene Ontology annotation, molecular function: metalloendopeptidase activity. NCBI's taxonomy places the organism in Eukaryota, Metazoa, Arthropoda, Arachnida, Araneae, Eresidae. Gene Ontology annotation, biological process: Notch signaling pathway; membrane protein ectodomain proteolysis.
UUGUCAAUACUAUCGCUUUUCAGGAAAUUGUUGUUACCCCCCUUGAUGAUUUCCGUGGACAAUCGUCGCUACUAGCAACGUUUCAGAGAAAUGUAUGAAACCGGUGAUUACAUAAAAAAGAGGGGAUUAGUAAUUCCGAUAACUAACCUCUUUUUUUCUUCUCGGUUUUUUUCCCCCUUUACUUGAGUGCUAAUUUAUUUCGAUUUCAUAGCGUGCAGUAAGAAUAUGUGAUACUCAUGGCGUGUCGUAGAAUUUGAUGAUUCAGACUUUCAGGAGAAGGUAUGUGUCUUUAUAGGAUACAGAGGAAAAAUAACAAUUUCUCAGAAGAAAUUUUUGCAGUAUGAUUUGAUCAUGUGACGCUAAGAGAUGUAGUAGAACUACAGAGUUAGUUGAACAAUGUGCUUGUUUAACUAUAAACACUGUAAGGAAAUUCGUAGAAUUAUAUUGCGAGGUUUCUGCAGUCUUUAAAAGUUGAAUUUAAUUCGAAGAGUGCUAUGGAAGUGGUGGCAAUAAUGAGUGAACAUCAUACAGCUGUGAGGGUUGAAUCGCCUCAGCUGCUCUACUGACUUACUGUCAUCUUAUAAAUAUGUUGAACCUGUGGUCAUUGAUCAACCUACCAGUCAUGAUCUUGACCUUUUUUGCAACAAUCCGUGAAAGCGCUGGCUCGGGUUUACAGUUAAAUUCUUUCAUUUCACACUUUGAGCCUCUAUUCUAUAGUCCUAAAUCUCUUGAUGAUCAUAUUCAUCGCAAAAAACGUUCUGCAAAAUCCGAAAUCAGGUUACAGUUUACUGCUCAUAAUAAGGUAUUCAAGUUGAGAAUGAGAACAGAAACUUCCAUAUUUGCACCUGAUGUAGUAUUUGAAUCAUCUAGUAGAGGAAAAUUUGACUAUGAUGUACGAAAAGUAUUCAAAGGACAUUUAGAUGAUGAUGAAGAUUCUUCAGUAGAAGGAGUUAUAACGUCUGAUGGACUAUUAGAUGCCGUCGUGAAUACUAAAUUGGAACAGUAUUUUAUAGAACCAUCAUCAAGAUAUUUUCUGGAAUCAUCUCGACCGUUUCAUUCUGUCAUAUACAAAUUAUCUGACGUCCAUUUUCCUCUUGGGAAUUUCACACGCAAAUCACCUUCAUUGGUACCAAAAUCUCAUGGAUCAUACUUUUCACAUCAGCUUAUGGUUACAUCACCAGAGUCUGUCCAUUCAUCUGCAACAGAAAUAAAUAAUUAUUUACUUCUCAAAAAUCACAGUUCCUUUACGAAUCCAUUAUCAUUAACAUUCCAGCUACUUCAUAAAAAGAAAAAAUCUUAUUAUGCACAAAAGUACCUUACAUCAGGAUCAGUUUUUUCUUCUAAUGAAUCUGAAACUGAAUUGUAUGUGAGGGAUGGUGAUGCUUUGCAGUAUCGCGAUUUUGAACAUUAUGGAGAUUCUGAAAGAUAUGGGGUUGGGUCAAAUCAGAGAACACAUGUAUCUGAAGAUAGAACUGAUAGACAUGUGGCUAUUGAUCUUCAAAAAAGUACAUGCAUGUUGUAUCUUCAGGCAGAUCAUCUUUUUUAUCAGAAAAUGGGAAGUGAAGAAGCAUGCAUUGAAACAAUUACACGCCAUGUUCAAAAAGUUAAUGGUAUUUAUAAAAAUACUGAACACGCAGCAGAAUAGGCAGUUGGCAACAGUGAAUUACAAUGUAUAUGACAGGCAAUAACUGAGAUGUUCCUCAUAUACUUUUCCUUCAUUCUUAUUAAGCAUAUUCUUCAAGAGGUAUUCAAGAAUAUUACAUUUAGUCAUAUAAAAAUGAUGAUAAUUAAUUGUUUUGUUUAAUUUAAUUUUACAGA